Molecule: messenger RNA, 2001 nt
Organism: Dovyalis caffra
Lineage: Eukaryota; Viridiplantae; Streptophyta; Magnoliopsida; Malpighiales; Salicaceae
Source: the annotation of a GenBank genome assembly
AUGAACCCAUUUCUGUCUUCUUCAAGAACCACCAUAGUUUUAAUCUCUUCUCUCACUUUUCAAUCUCUAAAGCAAUUCUCAUCUACUACUUCAGCAAAACCAACCAAAUGGAACUCGCCGACCAACACCAUAAUCACCCAUCCAAUUCUCGUAGCUUUGGAAUCAUGCACUUCCAUGCUUCAAUUGAAGCAAAUCCAAGCCCACAUGACAAAAACAUCUCUCAUUACCCACACUUUCCCUGUUAGUCGUGUCUUAGCCUUUUGCGCUCUCUCUGACGCUGGAGAUAUAAACUAUGCCCAUCUUCUGUUUUCUCAGCUACAAAACCCCAAUACUUAUAUUUGGAAUACAAUGAUUAGAGGCUACUCUAAAGCCAAAAUGGGCCACGUUGGCUUCUUGUAUUUCUGCGAAAUGGUGCAACAAGGUGUCGAGAUGGACAGUAGGAGCAUUGUUUUCGCGCUCAAAGCGUGCGAGCAGUUUUUGGGAGUUUUAGAAGGGAAAUCGGUUCAUUGUGUUAUUUGGAAGAUGGGUUUUGUUUAUGCGUUGUUGGUUCAAAAUGGGUUGGUUCAUUUUUAUGGUUUGCGCGGUUGUUUGGGUUUAGCUCGUCAAGUGUUUGAUGAAAUUUCUGACAGAGAUGUUGUGUCUUGGACUUCUAUGAUUGAUGGGUAUUCUGAGCAUAAUUGGUCUGAUGAGGCUUUGAGGCUUUUUGACUCCAUGUUAAUGUAUGGUAAUGCCGAGCCAAAUGAGGUGACUAUGAUUGCAGUUCUUUCAGCUUGCACGCAAAAGGAGGAUUUGAGAUUAGGGAAGACUUGUCACGAAUAUGUAAAAACAAGGAAUGUGACUUGUAGCUUAAAUCUGAUGAAUUCGAUCUUGGAUAUGUAUGUGAAAUGCGGCUGUUUGGAUUCUGCUAGAGGGAUUUUUGAUACCAUGGGAGCUAGAGAUGUGUUCUCAUGGACAACCAUGGUUAAUGGGUAUGCUAAAAGCGGUGAGCUAGAGCUGGCAAGAACGUUGUUUAAUGAGAUGCCAGAGAGGAAUGUGGUUUCUUGGAAUGCCAUGAUUGCUGGGUAUUCUCAAAAUAACCAACCAAAGGAAGCUUUAAAAUUGUUUCAUCUCAUGUUGGAAGCUGAAUUUGUUCCAAUGGAGAAUACAUUAGUUUGUGUGCUCUCUGCUUGUGGUCAAUUGGGUUGCUUGGACUUUGGACAUUGGAUCCAUCGAAACUUCAUCGGUACGAAACACAGCAAAAUGAGUCUGAUUGUAGCAAAUGCGUUCAUAGACAUGUACGCUAAAUGCGGAGUCAUACAUGAAGCUGCAAAAGUUUUUAAUGACAUGCCAGAGAGGAAUUUGGUUUCUUGGAACUCCAUGAUUGCUGCUUAUGCUUCUCAUGGGCAUGCUAAGCAAGCUCUGAUUGUUUUUGAGCAAAUGAUGAGUGAAAAAUUUAAGCCAGACGAUAUUACAUUUGUGGGUGUCUUGUCAGCUUGCAGUCAUGGUGGCUUAGUUGCUGAAGGUCGAGAAUAUUUUCAAAACAUGAAAAGAAAAUAUGGUAUAGAACCCAAGAGAGAACACUAUGCUUGUAUGAUCGAUUCUCUUGGUCGAGUUGGACUCCUAGAAGAUGCAUAUGAGUUGAUAACCAAGAUGCCAAUGGAGCCAAGUGCAGCUGCUUGGGGUGCCCUAGUCCACGGUUGCAGGAUACAUGGGAAUGUCGAACUAGCUAAGAUGGCUGCUCCCAGACUCUUGGAGUUGGACCCUGAAGACAGCGGGACCUAUGUUCUACUAGCAAAUGCUUGUGCCAAGGGAAGAAGGUGGGACGAUGUAAGAAUGGCAAGGAGUACUAUGAGGGAGAGGCGGGUUAAGAAGAUUCCUGGAUGUAGCAAGAUAGAGGUUGAGGGCAAGUUUCAUGAAUUUUUGGCUGGUGAUGAAUCACAUCUGCAAUCUGAAGGCAUUUAUAAAGCACUAGAUCAGAUAUUUGUGAUAUCUGAACUGGAGGACUGCAAGGAAUACUUUUGA